AUGGAUAGUACAAGUCCAUUUCAACCUUGGGCUGCCGACGAUAGUGCAAAAAAUGUUAAAAAUGAGAGAGAACUAGUGGAUGACGCGAAACUUCAUCGGGAAAAUGUCAAUCAUCCAAAACAUAGGCAAACUGCGUCUUACAAUAAAGAAAGUGUCGCUGUUUCAAGCAACGCACCGGGGUCAUCUAGUGCUGCGGCCCCCGGCGGCGCCGAGCCCGCUGAGGGCAGCGCGUCCAACAUGGACUCAAGCAAAAUAGUUUCUAUGCAACAAAUCGUCGAGAACACCCUCAGUCAAGAGGGCCGACAGAGGGUGGCUCAGCUUUUAGAGGCUGUAGAGGCACUGAGUGGUGCUGAAAGACUACUUCUGUACCUACGACUGCCUACUGGUGUUGCACAACAUGACCCUUUAAAACAACCAAUUAAUCCACUGGGCUCACGGGCUGAACUUCAACAGACUGUAACUUGGAUACAGACACAUUUAGAAGUUGACCCCGAUGUAUCAUUACCUAAACAGGAUGUCUAUGAUGAGUACAUAGCACAUUGUAUGAGCAGCAAUAUGAAACCUCUUUCAACUGCAGAUUUUGGAAAAGUCAUGAAGCAGGUGUACCCAAGCGUGCGACCGCGACGACUCGGGACUCGCGGCAACUCCAGAUACUGCUAUGCUGGUUUGAGAAAAAAAAUUAAAUUGGAAGUACCACAACUCCCUGACUUGGGCGAAUCAUCUAAGGAAACUACAGCGCCGUCGAGAGAAACUGAAAGGAUCGUUUGCGAUUGGGCCGAAAGUAAAUUAGGCAUUAAGUUUUCAAGUGUAGCAGAGUUAUCGCGGCAUUUGCUAACAGCGACGUCGCAGCACGCGCCGCCUGGCCCCGCCAGCGCCUCGCCUCCUCCGCUAGCACAAGCUCAUGCGCAAACAGAAGAAACUACAAGUCGACAACUAAUUAAGCAUCUGAAACGUAAAAUACAAACACACGGUACUCCUGGUCGACCGAAAAAGAACAAAGGGCAAGAAGCGCCGGGAGAGUCUCCGCCUUCAACAUCGUAUGCAGCGCAUCACCCACCUAUGAAACACGAGAGUGAAGUAUUGUCAGAGCCUAACUACGGAUAUCAGCCGCCCUACCCGACCGUGUACGAAGUGCGUCCGCCAUUUCCGCCUUACGCGGCCCCGCCCCGCGCCCAUCCGCCUCACCCCACGCAUGUACCAACCGCGCCACACCAAACGAUUCCCAUACAUGAUUAUCCUUUACGAGACCCUUACGCGCUUGAAUCGCCGUAUGCGCCGCGAGACCUCACGCGCCCUGCAGACACUACUCACAACCUGCCCAUCAAUCUGAGUAGCGACGCAUCUCUCGAUCUGUCUACCGAGCGAACCGACUGGCAGCGGCGGAGACCUCCCGAGCCUCCGCCAGCUCGGUUAUCGCUUCCUGGAAAGAAGUUGAUCCUGGAGACCUAUCAGAGUGAAACGAGAGCGAGCUCCCCACGUUCAGUACCGGCAGACGCUCGUUUGCCCCAUGUAACCGAAGAAUUCCCGCGCACCGAGUACCUCCCAAAAAAGAUGCGUGCAGCCGAAAUCAUGGGUGGCAAAUUAGCUAGUGCACGCUACGCGCAAGCCGAGGCCCCACCUCCUUCGGCCCCGGCACCUGCCGAGGUUCCCAUCCGUCCCGAGGUUGCUUUUUUAGAGGAUCCAAAAAACUUAACGAGCCGGUCCAAAAGCACCGCCGCGGCGCUGGCCCGGGAGGAACAGGAGGCGGCGAGUCAGACACGGUCGGUGAAGGUUCCGACGUCUGAACGCAAUAAACUACGGAAACCGAGCGGCCGAGCGAGUGGACUCUCGCCGGAUCGGGCGAAAUCGCCCGAGCGAUCCGCAACUCCAGAUUCGUGUUGCGGUUUGGAUGGGAUUAAUAUUCGUACUGGGAUGAUUUGCGAGGAAAAACACUCUGAAAUUCUCAAUAGAGAGCGCGUGAUCAGUAUUUGCAAUAUAGACAAGCAUGACCUCGACGAUUAUCUAAAUGAGGGUAACAGUCAGGAGCAUGAAGAGGAAUUAUUGCAGUAUUUCCACCAUCAACGCGCUAGCCAGUCGGAAGCCACGGGGACCAUGAGCACUUCCGAUAACCCAGUUGCUUUUUUAGAAGCAGGCCAGGACCCACAUGAUGACCAUAGCCAAGGAAAAAACGAGAAGAUAUCACAACUAAGAGAAUUACUAGCUAAAAAUUUAAAAAACCAGAGUGGGUCCAGUUCUCAGACCAUGACAAAUCAAACCAUGCUGAAUAAGGAGUCGCAACUGUCUCAGCCAAAGCAGCAAGACCAGCAACUUCCUAAAACGACUAUUUCUGCAAGUGCUUUCAAGCCACUCUCUGGUACAGUAGAUACAGAACAGACUUUAGCAAAUCAAACCGGCAUGUCCAUUACCAAGCAUAAUAAUUCUCUACCUACUGAGAAUGGCACUUCUGUACCUUACGUUAAUGAUGUAGCUUCGACUCAGGCGAAUAUAAAUAUUGGAGGAUCCCAUCUUUACAAUGGACAUUGCCAUAACGAGCCACAGAGUCCAACAACCAGAACACAACAGUAUGACUUCGUUCCUAUUUCUGAUGGUUGUCAUUCUCCAGGCAAUUUCCAUUCUAAGUCACCUCUAGGAUUUGGACAAAGAAGUCAAAGUCCAUCAAAAGUAAACAAACAGAUGAUUAUGGGUGGUUCUCUUCAGACGUCGCCUAAUUCGCAUAGCACCGCUGCCAGUCCAUUUGUUAGUCCAAGAAACACUCCAGUGCCGCGGUCUCGACUGUGCUCAAGACCUAUACCUAAACACAAUGUAAGAAGAAGACGCAAUCCUUUGGUGAUUGGUGUUGAUCAGAAUUCAAAAUUUGCAAUACCAAAUGAUCAGAAGUUUCUGUCCAAAAUGCCAAUCUGUGCUACAGGCAAGUACAAUUGCCAACCGAUUUCAGCCCCUCCUUCACCAAACAUACUCACACAGUACAAAAAUCACAUGUUCACUGGUCCUUCAGGACUGACGAAUGGGUCUAAUAAUCUUUCUCUUAAUUUUUUGCCUAAUCCACCGUUUCGGGAUCAUUUAAAUGGAGAUCCUCCCUUGUCAGCUGAUCCUUUAUCGAACGAAGUUAGCCAGUUCUUCCAGGACUCACUAGUUUAUAGGCCAGGGCCCGAUACUUUUAGAUCACAAUCGGUUCCUCUGAAACCCGGCAUCGGUAAUAUGGGAAUGUUGAGUUACAACAACACUCCAGUGGGAUCUGUGCCACCUACGCCGGUUCCGAACGAAUUUUGUGAUUUUGAAUCCCUCACCGAUACUUGUGACAUAUCCAGAGCUGGACUUAAUCGAGAAACACUUGAUAAAAUAUAUGACGCCAUCGACAGCAGUAACGAUGUUCUUACUAAUCCACCACAAAGCAUAUUAAAUUCUAACGACACUUUGAGCAAUGGUUGUGACUCUUUGCCUGAGCACCAGAUACUUUCAAAUGAUCAACUGAUAAUACCUACCGGUGACGAUUUGCUUGAAAGAAGUAAUCAGUUCAAUCAAGCUUUUACCAAUGAAAGUGCUGCUACAGAUAACGUUGAAGAUUUUCUUAAGCGAACCAAUAGUGUUGAAUUUGAUUUAACUGACUUGGUUACCACAGACAAGAAUAAAUAUUAUACAUCACGUUCAGUUCCCAGUACACCGCUUCCCUACAAACGUACCGCACCAAAUUUAGAGAUUGACUCGCGCCGCUCUAGAGAACUCUUCCCAGCCGAAAAUUAUUCCAAUGUCUCAAACGGCAUAUCCUCAAAAUCAGUGCCAUCAACUCCUCAAUUUUCAGAAGAUAGAAGCGUGUUCAGUUACAGUAAUAGAGAUUUUCUAAUAAACGGUAACUCGGUGUGUGGUUCGAGUCAGCUCCCCGAGUCGGUGGUGGACAGUGAUCAGGGACUCACAUCCCCGCUCCACGAUAUGCUUCGCGAGGACAUGCUCGACCGUCUCACGCCCGCUCUGCUGGCCGACCUCGAUAAAAUGGACGGAACUGCAUAUGUCGAUCUCUAG
Arctia plantaginis is the source of this 4017-nucleotide messenger RNA. Lineage: Eukaryota; Metazoa; Arthropoda; Insecta; Lepidoptera; Erebidae. The record is from the annotation of a GenBank genome assembly.